AUGUCACCCACCUUUUCCCCAUGCAAGAGAUCAACUCCAUCGCCAAACCAGGACGGCAUGUUUGGUUUCUUUACUCAAGAACAACUGCCCCCCACGCCUCCGCUUAAGCCAAAAGGGAAACCCAAAGAUGACCGCCUGUACGAAACACCAGACAAGGAGAACCGUGAGCCCCAGAAACAACACAGCCGUGCCGCCAAAAGACCACCACUCACACCUGAACCAGCCGGUCUCCCCCCAACCAAAAUCAACAAUGCCCCUGUUCCGUCCAUCGAGAAGCAAAUCCAGCAACAGCUCGCCAACCAGGAUGCUGCAGGGCACUACACUGGUGGACGCAUGGAACCCGGUGAGUCACCCUACAUGUUCUUGCUCGCUGAUGUCUUCAUCACCAGUAAAACGAAGACUCACCGACUGGGUUUUUGGCGACCAAAAAAAGAAUCCCCCAACGACAGCGUCCUGUCGUACAACUCGCAGAACGAACUCUACGACACCUCUGUGGACCGAAACAGCUUGAAGAAAUGGCUGAUCGAAGAAUCCGAAAUGAAUGCCGAGAUAAUGGCGAGGAUGGGUGCCCCCACACCACAAAAAGCGAAGAAGCCGCAAGCCCAAACUGGUAGCGAAAUCAAGCCAAAGAAGAAGAUGCCGAAGGGAGGAAAGGCCAAAGUGGAUGCCAUCAUGAGGUCGGUCCGACAGUCUGUGACCGAUCAAUUCAUCGCCAACCCAAGAAUGAUGGAGCUCAAGGAGGAAGACGUUGCCUCCAGAAUCGCCCAACUGGCAUUGGAAAUAUCUGGCGAAGCAGCGGCCCUCCCAUCAGCAGUGAAUCAUGCUCGAAAUGCAGCAAAGAAAAAGAAUCCUCAGGACGUUUAG
Messenger RNA from Seminavis robusta, 864 nucleotides. The record is from the annotation of a GenBank genome assembly. Lineage: Eukaryota; Bacillariophyta; Bacillariophyceae; Naviculales; Naviculaceae.